Molecule: messenger RNA, 2304 nt
Organism: Anthonomus grandis grandis
Lineage: Eukaryota; Metazoa; Arthropoda; Insecta; Coleoptera; Curculionidae
Exons: 3
Coding region: 466-894 (142 amino acids)
Source: RefSeq, a predicted model, not a curated record
UAUAUACUUAGAUGUUUAUUUCUUUUAUUUACCUACUCAGAAAUACAUGGAGCCCCUUUAGUUAUUUCCGGUAGUCAAAUAUGAGCAUUCAGGGCUUUAUACUGACUGCUUAGAAAGUCUGGAACAAAAGGAGGUAUACGUUGCUAAAAUUAAAGAAGUUUUUCAGACUAAAAAUACUUCAAUAAAAGAAAAAAAUAAUAAAAUGGAAGCAAUAGGAAGCAACAUUGUUUGUUUAAAAGAUUUAGUAAAAAACAAAAGGUUUGAUGUUAGCGAUGCAGGAAGUACGGUUGAUGACAGUGAUAAGGAUCGAGAUUAUCGUCCUAGUUCCACCAGCGAAAGUGACAGCGAGAUUAUUUACCAAAUAGGCAGCUCAAGUACAGAAAAAAAGGCGUCGCCUAAUUAGAAAAAUUAAAAAGGUUCUUGUUUGUUUUUUUAGUUGGUUUAAUAAUUUAAUUUUCCAUUUAGAUGCCUUUAGCCAAUCUAGAGAGUUCAUUUAAUAUUGAAGAACAUAGAAAGAAAAAACCGACCUGUUCAAAGCUAAAGCAAAAGAUGAGUUUUAAAAGGAAGUUUUCAAUCAGCGAUGAACAGCCUGGCUGUAGUAAAAUUGCCGUUGUACCCAAAAUCUCCAAUAAUGAUGAGAAAUUAUUAGAUUUUGAGAAAGCUGUGGCCUUUGGUGGUAAAAACCUCGAGAUCAUUGAAGAGUCCAGAAUUCAAUUGAAAAAUAAUGGCAAAAUGCUUACUCUUGAACAAAAAGUGAGAAGAAAUAAAAAGAAUCAUUCCUUAAGACCAAUAUGUAGAAACGUAUGCAGAAGGAAAUGUGGAGAAUUAGAUGAAGAAACGAAAAGAAUAUCACUAUUGGUCGAUGGAUUAUACAAGUCGCCGAAAGUGGCUUAGUAAGCAUGUCACUUUAGUUCCUAUUAAGCGCAAGUAUUCACAAGCACUACACAAUCGAGCAGAGUCUAGACUUUUUUCUUUACCAAAGUUACCUGAUACCACAGAAAUUUCAGUAUGUAAGUUAACAUUUUUAAAUACUUUCGGAUAUAAAGCAGACGCUGUCAUUACUCAAUUGGUGUUAGCAAUGAAAGCCGAACUUCGUGAAAGUGCUGUAAAAGAACGCAGAGGUUUAAAUCCUAAACGAAAGGUCGAUCGGAAUAUUAUAAAAGAACAUAUUGAAUCCUUGCAUAAGCCACUAUAGAAGAAAAAAUGCUCCCAACACCAGAUAUCUACCUAGAUAAUUAACUAUAGAGUUUUUAUUUAACGAUUUUAUUUCACAACAUCCCGGAUUUUGCAAAAUAAAAAUUUACCGAAAAAUGUUAAAACAGAUGCACAUUUAAUUUUGUCAACCCAAAUCUGAUAUCUGCGAAGAUUGUACUUCUUUAAACAAUAACAAUAAUUUAGAGGCCAAGGAAAAAAUUACCAUUCUUAAGUUAAAAGCUUCUCAGGCAAACGAAAAAUAUAAAGAAGACUCUGACGAGGCUGCACAUUUUUCCAAAAAUUGUUCUAAACGCAUUUUUUCUAUGCAUCUUCAAAAAGUGUUAUUAAUUCCAAUUAUGCCCCAAAGUAAAACUUGUUUGUUUACAAGCAAACUGGUUGUUUUUAACCAGACAUUUGCUACAAUGAAUAAAAAUGACAAGAACGAUAGUUGUUGUGUAGUCUGGCAUGAAGCUUUAUGCGGUAGGAAAGCAGAGUCAUUGGUUGAUGGAAUGUUUGAGGUUAUUAAAAUGGAGCGCGAUGUAAGCGAGUUUAUAUUUUAGUGCGAGAACUGUGCGGCACAAAAUAAAAAUUGGGUGUUAUUCACCGCCCUGGUGAGCAAAGUAAAUGAAUCGUUUGGUCCACAAAAAGUAACGAUUCGUUACUUAACAAAAGGUCAUACACAUAUGAGUGCUGAUGGGAUACACGGCAAUAUUAAACAAAAAAUUAAAAGAAAAUAAACUGCUUACGAUUUUCAAGAGCUUCUUGAUUUAAUUGCCAGUUCCAGAAAAAAAAUAAAAAUAUUACAACUCACUGAGUUUCAUGCAUGGAAAAAUAAAAAACGAACUGCAAGAAAAACAGACAAUUGCUUGAGAGGUUUUUUAUUAGCCGAUUUGGUAGAAGUUCGCUUUUUAAAAGGUAAAACAUGCCUCUAUUAUAAAACAAAUUUUAGCGAAGAAUAUCAAGAACUUAAUUUCUUGCAAAAGAAAUACAAUUUAUCUACCGUGCCUAAGAUGUUACCAAAACGUGGAAUUAAUGCGGAUAAAAAGGAAAAAAUUAUAAGUGAUUUACUUUCUCUAAUGCCAUAAAAUCGAAGACUUUUUUGGCAUACGU